GGUGAGGAUGAACAAUCCACCGAGAUGGCUGCAAGGUGGGAAGAUGAGAAGGUGACAGAAGCUGCUUCGGAGGGUUUUGUUGCUAUUAAAAUUGACACCAAAAGUGAAGCAUGCCUGCAGUUUUCUCAAAUUUAUCCAGUAGUGUGCAUUCCCUCUAGUUUCUUUAUUGGAGACAAUGGGAUCCCUUUGGAAGUAAUUGCUGGCAGUGUUUCUGUUGAAGAACUUGUUACCAGAAUCCAAAAAGUAAAACAGAUGCACACAGUAAAAAGGCAACCUCUGGAAAAUGGAGGUCAGUCAACUGCUCCGUGUCCCUCUCUUCAGCCCGACAGUGCUCCAGAAAAUACUCAGUCCAGGGCAGGAGAGUUGUGUGAUUCUCACGAGCCUGCUGUGUCUGAGACAAUAAGACCUUCUGCUGCUAACGAUGAAGUAAAUUCAGGUCAAGCAAGCCAGUCUCAGGAAGCAAGUAAUUCUUCGGAUGGGCAAGUGAGUGCUGCUCAGCCUGUGAAUGAUCUUACAGUCAAAGUAGAAAGAAUAACCAAAAAACUUGAAGAAAGACGAGAAGAGAAAAGAAAAGAAGAAGAACAGAAAGAAAUCAAGAAAGAAAUAGAACGGAGAAAAACUGGUAAAGAAAUGUUGGAGUACAAACGACGCCAGGAAGAAGAAUUGACCAAACGAAUGUUAGAGGAAAGGAACAGAGAAAAGGCAGAAGAGAAGGCAGCCAGAGAGCGUAUCAGGCAGCAGAUUGCAUUGGACCGUGCUGAGAGAGCAGCUCGCUUUGCAAAAUCAAAGGAAGAAGCAGAAGCUGCGAAAGCUGCAGCUCUUCAGGCAAAACAGGCUGAAAUAGAGGCCAGAAAAGAAGCGUGUCAGAAGGAGCGGAGUGCCGUGGCCAGGAUUCAGUUCCGCCUCCCCGACGGCUCCUCCUUCACUAACCAGUUYCCGUCGGAUGCGCGGCUGGAGGAAGCCAGGCAGUUUGCUGCACAGACGGUUGGCAAUGCCUAUGGCAAUUUCUCACUGGCAACAAUGUUUCCCAGAAGGGAGUUCACCAAAGAAGAUUAUGGAAAGAAACUAUUGGAGCUAGAGCUGGCACCCAGUGCUUCAGUGGUGUUGCUGCCGGCRGGACGACCUGCAUCGUCUGUGGUCCAGGCCUCGGGUGGGGACCUGUGGAAGUUCCUGGGCACGAUCCUCUAUCCUCUCCUGGCCGUGUGGAGAUUUAUUAGCAACUUCCUAUUUACGGGCCCACCGCCCGCGCAGGCCGCAGCGAGAGCCGCCCAUCAGCAGGAACACGCAGGUCCUCCAGGCUCCAGCAGCUCGGAGCAGAGCAGGCAAGCAGUCAGGAAAAGAGUAAUGGAAAAGCGGGGGGAAGACUUCAAAAAAGAAGGCAAAAUCUAUAGACUGAGGACUCAAGAUGAUGGAGAAGAUGAAAAUAAUACAUGGAAUGGAAACUCUACACAACAAAUGUAGUUUUAAGUAACUGCAAUAACGGCUGUCUGGUGUUCUCUCUCUCUCUUUUUUCUUUUUUUUUUUUCCCCUUCUUACUUUAUUUGAUUUAAGUCAGCUGAAGUUUCUGGACAUGCAAGGCUUAUCUUACACUGACUGAACUACAAAACUCUUAUUCCUGCAGGAGAGCAUGGAAUAAAGUUGCCUAAGUCAGAAGAAUUGAGUGGGAGGGUAGCCAAGGCCGGUAGAAGCUCUAAGGAAUUAAAGAUUGAAAAGUCUCCCUUGGCUUUCAUAAUCAUUAUCCCUGUUACCAUAGGAAGGCACUUUCUAAUCUAUAAAUAUUCUGCURUGUAAACUAAAGGGCCAUAUAUUAAUAUAAAGGUUGGGGUAGGCAAUGACUUGUUAAGAUGAGGGUUUCAGAAACACUAUAAGUAGCAAAUCCGAUAACCUAAUUUAUGUUAAAYUUUUUUCUCGCUUCUGCAGCUGCAAGCAAAACCUUGUAGUUUUUAACUCCCCAAGCAGCACUCAAUAAAAGGUUUUUCAGAAAACGGAACUGGCUUCUCUUGUAACUCCUGCAGAAGAGGCUCUGCGCCCCGAGGAAGGCUGCAGACUGAGGCCCAGCCACUGCAGCUAAGAAUGGAGCCGAAAAGCCCUCUUGUUCCACUUUGCUGACUUCACUCAGGCCUAGCUUGAAAUCUGGUAAAACGCCCGUCACGGUCUGGGUCUGCACUGUGCUGUAGGGAGAGCGACACUUGCCUGUCUCUCAGGAAAUGGAAAUGCUGGUAGGAAGGGGGAUAAUGACAAUUUUCCCUCCUGGAAAGAGCUCGAACUCUCUU
Molecule: messenger RNA, 2273 nt
Organism: Nothoprocta perdicaria
Lineage: Eukaryota; Metazoa; Chordata; Aves; Tinamiformes; Tinamidae
Gene: UBXN4
Product: UBX domain protein 4
Exons: 12
Coding region: 25-1461 (478 amino acids)
Molecular function (GO): protein binding
Source: RefSeq, a predicted model, not a curated record